AUGAAUAAUAAAGGGACAUUCAAGAACAGGGAUAUCAAUACUUUUUUAACUAACUAUCCAAUAUUAGAUAAAUAAACUAAAAAACCAUUUGAAUAUUUGAAUCUCGCUUAUUCCAAACAAUUUGAUUAUUCCCCUAUUAAGAAAUAAUCUUACUCUUCUAAAGCCAAUGAAACUUAAUAUAAGAGUCUCUAAGAAACUUCAUUUCUAAGAUAAAACACUUUACCCAAUUAUGAACCAACAAGAUGUUCUAGUUUGAAAAAUGGAAUCAUAAAAGCUUAUGCAGCAAAUACAAAUUAAGGAUUAGUUAGAGAUUACAAUGAAGAUAGAGUCUCAAUUAUCUUAAACAUUAUAAAACCAUAAAGUAGAGAAAAUGAACAAUGGCCAAAAUGUUCAUAUUUUGGAGUAUAUGAUGGACAUGGUGGUUCUGCAUGUUCAGAUUUUUUAAGAGAUAACUUACAUUAAUUUGUAGUAAAGGAACCAGAAUUUCCAUGGAAUCCUAUUAAUGCUAUAACAAAAGGAUUUGAAGCAGCAGAAAAAUGCUUUUUAUAAAUGGCUUAAGAUUCAUUCAAUAAAGGUAUCCCAGAAAGAAGUGGAUCAUGUGCAAUUGUAGUAUUAAUCAUUGGUGAUACAUGUUAUGUAGCAAAUGUAGGAGAUAGUAGAGCUAUAUUGAGUGCAGAAAAUGGAAAAAAAGUUAUUGAUCUUUCAAAAGAUCAUAAACCAGAAUUAGAGAAAGAAAGAAUUAUUAAAGGAGGAGGAUAAGUGUAUUAAACUCAUGGAAUAAAUGAAGAUGGAUAACCAAUUUUAGGACCUGUGAGAGUAAAUCCUGGAAGAUUAUCUGUAUCAAGAACUUUUGGAGAUAUUGAAGCUAAAUUAGAGAAAUUUGGUGGGAAUCCAAAAAUAGUUAUAGCUGAACCAGAAAUAAAAUAAUUUAAAAUUAUAAAUGAACAUGAUUUUAUUGUUUUAGGAAGUAAACAUAAAAUAUAAAAUUAAAUUAGGUGAUGGUAUAUUUGACACUAUGAGUUCAAAAGAUGUAAUAAAUGGAAUUUGGAAGGAUGUUUAAAGUAAUUAAAAUACUAAAGAUUUACCAUAUAUGAUGUCAAAUGCAGUGGAAUCAGUAAUCAAAGAAAGUUUAUUACGAAAGACAACUGAUAAUGUUACAUUAUUAAUUAUAGCUUUCUCUAUAACACCUUUGAGAGAAGAAGAAAUAAGAGUUAAGACUAUAUCAUAUAUAGAUAAAUUAGUUAAAAUUCCAUAGAGUAGCAAUACAUCUAAUUUAAGAACUAGGUAUAUUUAUUUAUAAAUAUUUUAGUAAAUUUAAUGAUGAAAAUAAUCCAUUUUUUAUUAAUGCAUAAAAAUUAAAAUAAAAUCCAAAGUUAACUAAAUUCAAUUUUGAAGAUAAUCUUAGAUAUCGUUUAAUUGGUUGA
Messenger RNA from Paramecium pentaurelia, 1424 nucleotides. Lineage: Eukaryota; Ciliophora; Oligohymenophorea; Peniculida; Parameciidae. The record is from the annotation of a GenBank genome assembly.